Panicum virgatum (switchgrass) is the source of this 4538-nucleotide messenger RNA. Its product is annotated as putative disease resistance protein RGA3. Gene Ontology annotation, molecular function: protein binding; ADP binding. Bases 66 to 4013 code for a protein of 1315 amino acids. The transcript has 4 exons. The record is from RefSeq and is a predicted model, not a curated record. Gene Ontology annotation, biological process: defense response to fungus. NCBI's taxonomy places the organism in Eukaryota, Viridiplantae, Streptophyta, Magnoliopsida, Poales, Poaceae.
GCUCCCACAUACACUGCAGCAGCCAGCAUCCCUUGUGAGUUGUUCUGGUCGGCGCCGGCCACGAGAUGGCAAGCGCCGUUGGCGGGCUGAUCGCCAGCAAGCUUGCCGAGCUUGUCUGGGAUGAGGCUACCCUGUUGUGGAGAUUCAAGGACGACGUGGAUGGCUUGAAGAGGACCAUGGUGAAGCUGCAAGCUUUGAUGCGCCAUGCUGACCGGAGGGAGGGCCAGGAUGAAGGAGAGAGACGAGAGAUCAUGCGGGUUUGGAUGAAGGAUUUCAAGGCUGCAGCCUACGACAUUGAGGACUUGCUGGAUGAGUUCGACGCUAUUGAACUCAUUAAGCAGGACCAACCCAAGAUUAAGCUAUUCUUUUCAUCCUACAAUCCAUUCCUGUUACGGUUUACAUUAGCUCACAAGAUGAAGAAGGUAAAGGAAGUUUUAACCAACAUAGAGAAAGAGGGUUGUGGGACCCUUGAUCUGGUGCCCCAAGAUACAUCAAUGUGGGCUGAUGAGGUGGCUAGAAAUCAAGCUAUUAUUUCACCCACCAAUGGGGGCAUCGACAUUAUUAGAAUGGUAGGAAGGGAUACUGAAAAGGAAAAGUUAAUCAAAUUACUGAAAAGUGAAGCUGAUGAGGUUGUCUCAAUCAUUCCUAUUGUUGGACUUGGUGGCCUGGGGAAGACAACACUAGCCCAAUCAAUUUUUUUUGAUAAUAGAACCAAAACCUUUGAUCUACGGGUAUGGGUCUAUGUGUCUAAGAAGUUUGAUCUACAAAGAAUUGGGGAAAUAAUCAUAUCAAUAGUGAGUAGGAGUACCAGUAUUGAGCCAAGCGAAUGGUACAUCACCCUAAAAGAUGGCAAUUUGCAGUCCAUUACUGAAAUGUUGAAAAGUAUGCUCCCUACCAAAAAGUAUUUGAUUGUUCUUGAUGAUAUGUGGGAGGAAGGUGUGGAUAAUUUGGAAAAACUAAAGCAUAUGCUGCAAUAUGGUAGGAAGGGAAGCAAGAUCAUAUUAACUACACGAAUGCAGCAUGUAGUGGAUAAAUUGGAUAUUGGUGCUCUAGCUAGUCAAGGAAUAAUCCGCCCUGUGCGCAAGAGUGACCAAAUCAAUUUAAGCAUUUUAUCAGAUGAUGACUGUUGGAAUGUGAUGCGACAAACACCAUUCUGGCAAGAUGAGGAUCUAUGUGGAUUAGAAGCAAUUGGUAGACAAAUCGCCAAGAAGUGUGCAGGUCUACCACUACUAGCACGAUCUCUUGGAUUUUUGUUAUCCCAACAUAAGUCUACAGAGGCAUGGGAAGAUAUAAGGGACAAGAAGAUUAUUUUGGGUAUGGAAGAAAAUACUUUGUUGCAAGAGCCUUUGGAGGGCCUCAUGUUGAGCUAUUACUACAUGCCGUUAAAGUUCAAGUUGUGCUUCACAUAUUGUGCAGUUUACGCCAAGGGCUUUACUAUCGCUAGUGACAACCUCAUCCAGCAAUGGAGAGCCCUUGGAUAUAUUCAAUCAAUCAUCGAUGGCAAACACUGUGUCGACUAUUUGUUGGGGAUGUCUUUUCUUCAAAUUUCCAAGACUUCUCAGAAUGCUCCAGAGGAUGCUGAAGGUCCCAUCAAGGUGACGAUGCAUGAUUUGGUUUAUGAUCUUGCAACGAUAAUACUUGGCCAACAGUUAAUUGCUCUAAAUGAUCCCAAAGAAUUGACUCAGAACAGCCUUGAGAAGAAUUAUUGCCGACAUAUGCAGUUUAUCAAUUAUCAGAAGCAGUCUAUUGAUCGGAAAAAAAUUCCAAGUAAAAUUAGAUCUCUCCACUUUACAGAGUGCGACAGAUUGCAGCUUCAAGAUAAGUCAUUCUCUAAAUGCAAGUAUUUGCGUGUCUUGGACAUAAGUGAAUGUUCCAUCCAAGGGAAAUCUGUCCCCAGCAACAUAUCGUUGCCAUCUUCCAUUCAUCAACUGAUGCUGCUAAGGUACCUCGAUGCCUCGGGCUUGCCAAUUACAUCACUUCCGAAAUCCUUGCAUAAACUUCAGAAUAUGCAGACACUAAUUCUGUCUAACUGCGCACUUGAAACCUUGCCUAAUAAUAUUGGUAGCCUUCUUAACCUUUGUUAUUUGGACCUAUCUGGCAAUAGCAGCCUCAAUAAGUUACCCGUGUCAUUUGGGGAGCUCUCUGCACUCUGGUUCCUCAACCUAUCAGCAUGCUCUAAAUUUUAUGAGCUACCUGAGUCAAUUGGCAAUCUUAUUUCUUUACGUCAUCUAGACAUGUCAGGCUGUAAUGUGCUCCAAAAGCUCCCUGACAAGUUCGGUACCCUUCCUAACCUCUUGUUCCUAAACUUGUCCAGCUGUUCGAAACUAGUUAAACUGCCUGACAGUAUUAACAUCAAGUCUUUAGAGCAUCUAAACCUAUCAAGUUGCCACCAACUACAAGGCCUACCAAACAAUUUUGGCAAUCUUGAAAAUCUCAUGUUCUUAAACCUCUCUGACUGCUACAAUGCACAUAUGUUACCAGAGUCCUUUUGCCGACUUAAGCAUCUAAAAGACCUAGAUCUUUCAGACUGUCAUGAUCUAAAAGAGCUCCCUAAAUGCUUUGGUAAUCUUUCUGAGCUUCAUUCUCUGAAUCUAACAAGCUGUUCUAAGCUGCAAUCAUUGCCCGAGUCAUUUGGUGGUCUGUCAAAGUUGAAGCGCCUUGAUUUGUCAUAUUGUAUAAGGCUUGAAAAUCUGCCAUCGUCAUUUCGUAGCUUGCAGCUUCAAGUACUGUACAUGUGGAAUAUCCAUGAGUUGCCAGAGGGUAUUAGCAACAUGACUAGUCUCAUCAAGUUUGAAGUCCACUCAGUAAAGGGGUGGUAUAUAGAUUUCUUUGGAACUCCUUCCAUUUUGAGGCUGCCUUACAGGGUAGUAGAACAUAGUGUACAUGAAGUAAACGAGGUGGGUUAUGGGCCACAUAGCAGUAUAGUGAGCAUUGGGAAAUUGGCUUGUCAACACCUACGGAUUAAUCACCUUGAGAAAGUCAAGCAUUCGGAAGAUGCGGAGAGAGCUAAACUGAGAGAUAAUGCUGACCUCCAGAAGCUAUGCCUUUCCUGGGGCCAUGAAGAUAUGACAGAGAACAAGAGAGAUGCAGAGGUGUUGGAGAACCUUAUUCCUCCUCGGACUCUAGAAGGAUUCGCACUAAGAGGUUACAUGGGCACAAACUUCCCUAAAUGGAUGCUUGAGAUCUCCUCCUAUCUUCCGUAUCUCACCAGUAUCAAACUCAUGAAUUUAGCAUGUGAUGCUAUUCCUCCACUUGGGAUGCUGCCCAAUCUCAGGCUAUUGCUUAUCAUCCUAAUUCCCAACAUCAGGAAGAUCGGAAAGGAAUUCUAUGGAGAGAAAGGAGCAUGCAAAAGGUUGCGAGUUAUUCAAUUAUAUGGAUUGAAGAACUUGGAGGAGUGCUGGACAACACGGUCAGGUGAAGAAGGUGAUGAUUUCUUAAUCCCUAAUUUGCACAUGUUGGAUGUAUGGGACUGCCCAAAGUUGAAGUUCCUGCCGUAUCCCCCCAAAAGUAUGUAUUGGGACUUGACCUAUGGCGAUGAGGUGCUACCACCAAUGCAUGGGUUUGGGAGGCUUUCAUCUUCCACUCUUCCUUUUGAAGCCAUAAUCAGAAGCAAAAGUUUUACUACUGACAAGUGGGAUCGACUUCAGCACCUUGCCACCCUCGAGGAAUUGAGUGUCACUGGUUUCCACAGCUCAUUAGCCUCCUUCCCAGAGGCCACUCCAUGUUUCCCCUCUCUCAGAAGACUACAUUUGAUGCUACCCAGCCUGGAGAUACUGCCGGAAUGGCUGGGGCAGCUCAUUACCCUUGAAAAAAUAAUCAUCAGGGGCUCGCCCAACCUGACAUCUUUGCCUCAAAGCAUACGGAACCUUACCGCCUUGAAGAGACUGGAAAUUGGGAGCUGUCCAAGACUGGUUGAGAGGUGCAAGGGGGAGGAUGCCCACAAGAUUUCUCACAUCCCAGAAGUAGAGUUGGAUGGCACAAGAUUCGUGCAGGGACAACCUGUCAGAGAAUAAGAGAGGUAGAGUGCAAGAUCUAGCAAGACCAUACUGAUGAACCUUUGGAAGCCAUGCUAGCUAAGCGGUGGAUGAGAGGCACGGAGGUUGACUGAAGCAUAGUGGUAUAGUACAUGUAGAUUAUUACUAUGCCAAGCAAAGUUUAAUCACCCAGAUAUAUAUGGGUGGCGGGUGCUAUGAGUUACAUUGCCACAGAAACUUAGCUCACUAAAGCAAUGCAUAUUACAACUCUUGCUCAUCAUGGAGCUAUAUAUCUUGGUAAUCAGGUUACCUAUCGGCGGAGGCAAAGGCAGCCAUCACGAGCGAGCAAGGAGGCGGAGGAGGACGUGGUGUCAGGCUGUCAGCGGACUAGAGGAUGUGGAGGUGAUGGACAUGGAAUAUUUGCUGAAACUGGAUGGUGUGCUUCUGGGCAAAUGUAACAACACUGAUAAUGUACAAAUGUACCUAUAGCUGAUAUCAACACUGAUAAUGUGCUUGUGUCUUGUGAAAUUUAUUACUGGCAAAUGUAAUGGAGGUGUGCUUCUA